This is a messenger RNA of Setaria italica (foxtail millet), 750 nucleotides long. RefSeq lists its product as uncharacterized. The record is from RefSeq and is a predicted model, not a curated record. Bases 1 to 750 code for a protein of 249 amino acids. Lineage: Eukaryota; Viridiplantae; Streptophyta; Magnoliopsida; Poales; Poaceae. The transcript is spliced from 2 exons.
AUGCCAUGCACGCGCCGCCGCCGGGUGGUGCAGCAGGCAGAGCACGCGAAUGGCCUCCCGCCGUCGCCGAUGGCCGUCACCCGCGGCCGGAUCAGCUCCAUUAUUGACCUUCUCCCGCCUGAUCUGAUGCCCCUGAUCGAGCGCCACCUCGGCUUCGUCGACCGUCUCGCCUUCGCCACGGCCUGCGGCGCCACGCCGCGCCGCCUGCUGAAGCCGGGGCUGCCGUGGCUCGUCAUCCAGUACAAGGCCCCCGAAAAGGCGGCGACGCUCUUCUCCCCCGCCGACCGGUGCGCCGUCGCCGUCCGAUCCCCCGGCCCGUCCAUGCACGGGCACGCCGUCUCCAUGGGUUCCUCGGGCGGGUGGCUUGCCACCGCCGACGCGCGCGGGGGCCUGCACCUCGCACGCCCGGUCACCGGCGAGCAGGCGGAGCUCCCGGCCAUCACCACCAUCCCUUUCGUCCGCCCGGUGGACUCCGACGGCCGCUCGUUCUCCGUCGACAGGAUGGCCUUCAUGCGGACUCGGGUCGUCCUCUCCGUCUCCGGCGCCUCCCCGCGCCAUGGUAGCAGCUACGACGCCGCCAUGCUCAUCUUGGACAUGCACCACGGCUUCCCGGCCUUCGCGUCGGCCGAGGACCCCGUGUGGAGGCUGGCAUCCUCCCGCGCCGGCAUCGAGGACGCGAUCCACCACGCUGGCCGGUUCUACUCCGUCACGUACGCCGGCGAGGUCGAGGUGUGGGAGCGCCACCGGUGA